Molecule: messenger RNA, 1603 nt
Organism: Oreochromis niloticus (Nile tilapia)
Lineage: Eukaryota; Metazoa; Chordata; Actinopteri; Cichliformes; Cichlidae
Product: green-sensitive opsin
Exons: 5
Coding region: 67-1125 (352 amino acids)
Biological process (GO): visual perception; phototransduction; G protein-coupled receptor signaling pathway
Cellular component (GO): membrane
Molecular function (GO): G protein-coupled receptor activity
Source: RefSeq, a predicted model, not a curated record
UUACACCUCUCUAACACUACUGGGAUAUUCCAUCAGCUGAAACUCAAGCAAACUAGACAACAGAAGAUGGCUUGGGAAGGAGGAAUUGAGCCCAAUGGCACUGAAGGCAAGAACUUCUACAUUCCCAUGUCCAACAGGACUGGGAUUGUUAGAAAUCCUUUUGAGUACUCCCAGUAUUACCUGGCAGACCCGAUCUUCUUCAAGCUCCUGGCUUUCUACAUGUUCUUCCUGAUCUGCACUGGGACUCCCAUCAAUGGCCUGACAUUGUUCGUAACUGCUCAGAACAAGAAGCUCCGGCAACCUCUCAACUAUAUCCUGGUCAACCUGGCUGUGGCUGGACUCAUCAUGUGCUGCUUCGGAUUCACCAUCACCAUCACAUCAGCUGUUAAUGGCUACUUCAUUCUUGGACCCACCUUCUGUGCUAUUGAGGGAUUCAUGGCCACACUUGGAGGUGAAGUUGCUCUCUGGUCACUUGUUGUCCUGGCUGUUGAGAGGUACAUUGUGGUCUGCAAACCCAUGGGAAGCUUCAAGUUCACUGGAGCUCAUGCUGGUGCUGGAGUACUCUUCACAUGGAUCAUGGCAAUGGCUUGUGCUGCACCACCACUCUUUGGCUGGUCCAGGUACAUUCCUGAGGGAAUGCAGUGUUCCUGCGGUCCUGACUACUACACACUGGCUCCAGGUUUCAACAAUGAGUCAUAUGUCAUCUACAUGUUUGUUGUUCACUUCUUCGUUCCUGUCUUCAUCAUUUUCUUCACUUAUGGAAGUCUUGUGAUGACAGUCAGAGCUGCAGCAGCACAGCAGCAGGACUCAGCUUCUACCCAGAAAGCUGAGAAGGAAGUGACCCGUAUGUGUGUCUUGAUGGUCAUGGGCUUCCUGAUAGCUUGGACACCAUACGCUAGCUUCGCCGGUUGGAUUUUCCUGAACAAGGGAGCUGCUUUCAGUGCUCUCACUGCAGCCAUCCCUGCUUUCUUUGCAAAGAGCUCAGCCUUGUACAACCCUAUUAUCUACGUGCUAAUGAACAAACAGUUCCGUAACUGCAUGUUAUCCACCAUUGGAAUGGGCGGCAUGGUGGAGGAUGAGACCUCAGUUUCAACAAGCAAGACAGAGGUGUCCUCUGUGUCUUAAUCAUGAUGGCAUCUUCAGAUCUAUGGACAUUGAUGAUCACUCGCAAAUUUUCAAAAUUCCCAUUAGAGAAAUCUUUUGCCAAAUGGAUUUAAGAAGCGGACUCUGGACCAAAAACACGAAGGAAUUCUAUGUUAUCUGUGAACUAACAAGAAAUGCAUUUUCUGCUGAGGUGAUCUUGUACAGCAAUUGUGCGUAUGUGUGCAUGUGAGCGCAUUUGAGUGAGUGAGUCAAUGUGUAGAAACUCAGAUCCUCAAAAUGUCAAAAGAAAAACUGUAAAACUGCUGAAAUGUGACACUUUUACCUGAUGAAUGUGCAAUCACAUGCUGAUUGUUUUCAUGUAAUUUUAUGGUUGGGGAUGUGUGUGGGGGGGAGGGGGGCAUACUGUAUACUUAACUGGUCUACCAGUGGUGUUAUUUUUAUGUAUAAAAAAAGAAAAUAUAGGUUUGAGUAGAAAAUAAACGCAUGCAUGAAAAAGAAA